Molecule: messenger RNA, 900 nt
Organism: Arvicola amphibius (Eurasian water vole)
Lineage: Eukaryota; Metazoa; Chordata; Mammalia; Rodentia; Cricetidae
Gene: Zc3hav1l
Product: zinc finger CCCH-type containing, antiviral 1 like
Exons: 4
Coding region: 1-900 (299 amino acids)
Source: RefSeq, a predicted model, not a curated record
AUGGCGGACCUCACGGUGUGCGCGUUCCUCACCAAGGUGCUGUGUGCUCACGGCGGCCGCAUGUUCCUGCAGGACCUGCGCGGCCACGUGGAGCUGUCGGAGGCGAAGCUGCGGGCGGUGCUGCGGCGCGCGGGCCCCGAGCGCUUCCUGCUGCAGGAGGUGGAGCUGCGCGACGGCCCGUGGGACCCGGAGGCCGAGGUGGCGGUGGGCGCGGGCUCGGGCUCGGGCGGCGGCGCCACGGCCUGCAGGGUGGUGGCCGUGUCCUCCGCCCGCCUCUGUGCCCGCUAUCAACGCGGGGAGUGCCAGGCCUGCGACCAGCUGCACUUGUGUCGCCGUCACAUGCUGGGCAAGUGCCCCCACCGCGACUGCUGGUCUACCUGCGCUCUGUCCCAUGAUAUCCACACUCCUGUCAACAUCCAAGUCCUGAAAAGUCGCGGCCUUUUUGGCCUCAAUGAAGCGCAGCUUCGAAUCCUGCUUUUGCAGAAUGACCCCUGCCUUUUCCCAGAGGUCUGUUUGCUGUACAACAAAGGUGGUGACGUCCUUUAUGGCUACUGCAACCUCAAGGAUAAAUGCAACAAGUUUCACGUCUGCAAAAACUUUGUCCGGGGCGAAUGCACCCUGAAGACCUGCAAGCGGUCCCACCAACUCAUUCACCCUGCCACCCUGAAGUUGUUAGAGGACCAGGAACUGAGUGCUUCAAGUGUCGUGAAUUUCCAGAUAAUCUCUGUCUACAAACACGCAAAGCUGCACAAGAUGCUUGAAGAUAAAGACAGCGCGACCUCUGCUGGGCACUCACAAGGCGUCGAGAAGCAAGGGGCUCCUGGGGCUCCUGGGGCUGGGGCUCCAGAAGCCAGGCCUCUGGCCCCUGCCCCUGCUCAAUCGCCCAGGAAGCCCCAGUAA